AUGUAUGUUGUGGUGGCCUGUGGUGCUGCAGUAUAUGACAAGCCACAAAAGCAUUCUGCUCUGCACUAUGAUCCAGGCCUCCAACAAGACUUCACUGGUGACACCUUAAAAUCAAAGCACCAGCAGAAAAGUAGCAACCAGCACCAUCUUGACUGGUCAGCAAGCUCCGACUCUGUAUCCACUUCUCAAAGUUGCUUCAUCAACACAGAACCCAGUCGAGAAGCAGUUAGUGCCACCAAGGUCACCACUCCAGAGCCAGGAGUUUCCUUCAGCAAAUCCCAAGCAAAGAAGUCCUGUGCCAGUAGCACAUGGGGGCAGCUGUCGGCCAGCAGCAAAGAGCUUGCCAUCUGCAGUGCAGUCCCAUCACCCAACAACGUUAGUGCGGCCGCCCAGCCAAGCAGCGCUUCUGAGUGCAAUGGGCUGUUGCCUCUUGGUAAUCAGGAGGGAGGAGUGCAGCUGGAGGCCCCCGAUCAGCCUGCUGGGAGUACAAAGAAGUCCAGCAAAAAGGACUUGAUAAGUCAAACCAUCCAAACUGCAGACAUUGAAUGGGUGAAGAGUGCUCAGAAAGCAUUUGAUAGCAAAUCCCAUGACAGCAUGGAAGGAAAAAAGGAGUCUUACUCGAUGGACACUGUGUUGGAUGCAUCACCCACAAUGCAGAAUCCCACUUCUGCUAGCAGUUGUGAAAGUGACACCAGUCAUGUACGAAUUACUAUCCCAAUAAAGUCUCCGACAACAGAUACAUCUGGCCACAAAAGGAAAAAAAGGCAAUCUACAAAAUCUUCCAUGGAGAAAACUAUCCAGGAGAAAAGCCUGCCUUCUGCACUUGCUAUGAGCAGUGAAGUAGCAAACAGGACUAGUUCUCAGUCAGAGGGGAGUAAAAAAGAUCUUCGAGCCACAAAGCUGGGGAAAGUGAUUGAAAAUGAGUCCCCCUUAGUAGCUGUUGACAGCAGUGUGCUUACUGACAAAGCUUCCCCCAACAGUGCCACCAGACUCAGAAAAUCUGUAGCUGUGACAUCCACUCUCCUAUCCACCAAUCUUCCCACAGCUAGCAAAUUAUCUGAGGUCCAGCACCCCAAACUUGCAGCUAAGAGGCGAUGGACCUGCAGCAAGCCUAAAUCUAUCCUUCAGGAGACCUCCAUGACAGCAUCUGAGAAGCUGAUGGUGGAGCCUCCUUCAGCCUAUCCCAUCACACCAUCCAGCCCUCUGUAUACCAAUACAGACAGUCUUACUGUGAUCACACCUGUCAAGAAAAAAAGAGGACGACCAAAGAAACAGCCUUUGCUCACUGUUGAAACCAUUCAUGAGGGAACCUCUACCAGCCCAGUGAGUCCAAUCAAUCGUGAAUUUCCAGGAACAAAGAAAAGGAAGAGGAGACGGAAUCUGGCCAAGUUGGCCCAGAUGGUCCCAGGAGAGGACAAGUCCAUCAGUGAACUCAAGUUUCACAAAAAGGUUGGGAAGCUUGGGGUCUUGGAUAAGAAGACUAUCAAGACCAUUAACAAGAUGAAGACCCUCAAGAGGAAGAAUAUUCUCGAUCAGAUCUUGUCCUCCUGCUCCAGCAGCAUAGCUCUGAAAGCAAAAGUCCAGCCACCAUCUAGUGCUGGGCCAACAACCAUUGAUGUCAGGCUAGGGAAGCAGAUCAAUGUCAGCAAGAGGGGGACUAUCUACAUUGGUAAAAAACGGGGCAGGAAGCCAAGAGCAGAGCUGCAGCCUCAACCAGAAGAACCUAAGACAGCCAUCAAGCACUCAAGGCCUGUUUCCAGCCAGCCAGAAAACCCAGCAGUGCCUUCCAACUUGCAAUCACUUGUGGCAUCGUCACCAGCAGCUAUUCAUCAGCUUUCGACACAGUUAGUGGGGACUAAUGGCAACCUUAGCCCUGCAAGUACUGAAACUAAUUUUUCAGAGUUAAAAACUAUGCCAAAUCUUCAACCUAUCAGUGCUCUUCCUACAAAAACCCAGAAAGGAAUGCUCAGUGGAACUUGGAAGCUGUCUCCACCCAGGUUAAUGGCUAAUUCACCUUCCCACCUCUGUGAAAUAGGUUCUCUGAAAGAAGUCACGCUGUCGCCAGUGAGUGAGUCUCACAGCGAGGAAACCAUACCAAGCGACAGCGGGAUAGGUACAGACAACAACAGCACUUCUGACCAAGCCGAGAAAAGCUCAGAAUCCCGCCGGAGAUACUCCUUUGAUUUCUGCAGCCUGGACAAUCCAGAGGCUAUCCCAUCUGACACCAGCACAAAGAACAGGCAUGGUCACCGGCAGAAACAUCUAAUUGUGGAUAACUUUCUCUCUCAUGAGAGCAUUAAAAAGCCAAAGCACAAGAGGAAAAGGAAAAGCCUGCAGAAUAGAGAUGACCUCCAGUUUCUGGCAGACCUUGAGGAACUCAUCAAUAAGUUUCAAGUGUUCAGAAUUUCCCAUCGAAGUUACACAUUUUAUCAUGAAAAUCCAUAUCCCAGCAUCUUCAGGAUUAAUUUUGAUCACUACUAUCCUGUGCCAUAUAUCCAGUAUGACCCAUUGCUCUAUCUUCGCAGGACCUCUGACAUGAAAUCUAAGAAGAAGCGUGGUAGACCUGCCAAAACCAAUGACACCAUGACAAAGGUGCCUUUUUUACAAGGGUUCGGUUACCCUAUUCCCAGUGGGAGUUACUAUGCACCCUAUGGAAUGCCUUACACAUCAAUGCCUAUGAUGAAUCUUGGUUACUAUGGUCAGUAUCCAGCUCCUUUGUACCUGUCUCACACACUCGGAGCAGCUUCCCCGUUUAUGAGACCUACCGUGCCCCCACCCCAAUUCCAUGCGAGCUCUCAUAUGAAGGUGUCCACCACUGCCAAGCAUAAAACAAAACAUGGAGUGCACCUACAAACAUCUGUGGGAAUGGGCCUUGGAGACAUGCAGUCCUCUUUGGCUCCUCCAAAGGUUGGAGGAACAAGCCUUUCAAGUGGCCGACUUCACAAAAGGAAACACAAACAUAAGCACAAGCAUAAGGAUGAGCGGAUAUUGGGGACACAUGAAGAUCUGAGCAGUCUCUUUGAUAGCAAGUUCACUGGCUUCUCCAGCCAUGCGAUCAAUGAAAGGCUAAGUGGCUCAGAUAAAGAUCUGUCCUUGCUCAAUGAGAAAAGCAAGCAUAAGGAGAAGCAGAAGCACCAGCAUUGUGAAACUGGGCACAAAGGCUCAAAGAGUAAUUUCGAAGUGGAUACACUGUCUACGUUACUACUUUCUGAUGACCAGCAGUGGACACAGAGUAAAGAAAAAAGUGACUCGAGCAAUGAUCCCAUUGACUCUUGCACAAAAAGAUACUCUGGUAAUACUGAGAGUAAUGCAAGAUCAGAGUCUCUGGACAUGUUUGGUGAAAUGAAUUCCUCGAGUGAGAAACGGGACAAUGAUGCAAGUGGGAAUAAAAGAAGAAGCUUUGAAGGGUUUGGAACUUACAGGGAAAAGGACAUUCAGCCCUUCAGGACAAAUAGGAAGGACAGAAGUACUUAUGAUUCUUCAUCCUCUUCAGGAAUUGUAGGACCCCACUUAAAAGCAGACCAGACUUCACUUCACAGUAAAAUGGAAAGUUCUGCCUGUAACAUGAUAACCAGAAGGAAACCAGCAGCUGUUGACAGUAUUGCAAUGCCGACUCCAGUAUUCUCUCUCCUACCUUCAGCAGCAGCAGCAUCUGAAGCAGCCAGCCCACCACUGAAAAAAAGGUUCAAGCGCCGUGAAAUCGAAGCAAUCCAGUGUGAGGUGCGCAAGAUGUGCAACUACACCAAGAUCCUGUCCACAAAGAAGAAUCUGGAUCACGUGAACAAGAUCCUGAAAGCCAAGCGGCUGCAGAGACAAUCAAAGACAGGCAAUAACUUCGUCAAGAAGCGGAGGGGGCGUCCCCGGAAGCAAACCCUUUCCUUUGAUGAAGACUCCAGAGACCAAAUGCCCAUUCUGGAAAAAUGCAUUGACCUUCCCAGCAAAAGAAGUCAGAGACCAACACUGAAUCCGUUGAUAUUGGAGCAAGCAGCCACCGAAGACACGAUCAUGGCCACCAUCGAGGCUGUCAUACACAUGGCUCGAGAGAUGCCACCCCUGCCACCUCCUCUCCCUCCUCAACCCCCGUCACCCCCUCUCCCUCCGCCCCGGACGCCACGGGUUGGGAAAAGGAAAAGCAAGUCCCCGCAGGAGGAGGAGGAGGACAUAAAAGUGAAGCGGCACCGGAAAAGCAGAGGAAGUGAAAGCGAAGGCCUCCCGUAAGGCCAGCACACCCUGUCGAAUGUCGGGUGCCGGUAGCAGGGCACGCCGGGACCGGCGGACUGGAGGCACGCAGUCUGCUUUGCCCCCAUGGCAGCACCGGACUUGUCCCUCGGGCAGCCGAAACCCAUCAUGGAGAGCUGUGCCAGCUGGGGUUCACAUCUUCCUCUUUAUCGCUUCGGCCCCGGCCCCUCAGGAAAGAGGGGGAAAGGGUGAGGGGCUGGAAAGGUGGGGGCGAGGGGGGUGGGGGGUGUCAAAGUUGGGGAGACUGUCUACUUUGCAGAGUUUCCAAAACUAAUCAGCAUCUCGGCAUUGCUGUGCUCACACCGUACCUGAAGGCGGGAGGUCGUCCUCACAGAGAGCUGAACGUUGUCACUAGAGCUGCAUGCUCGACUCGGAUUCUGUUUGGCGGGCCAGGUGAAACUAAGAGUAACCAUACCAUAGUAGAAAUCACUGUAAAAAAUAAGGAAAAAAAAAGAGAAAAGAAAAAAAAAGAGAAAAAAAAAACCAAAAAAAUAGUGUAAUUUUCUCAACUGUGAUCUUGAUUAUAAUCUGUUUGAAUUUUUCUUUUUUUUUUCAGUUUUAUAUACCUACCAGGUUUUGGGGCAGCAUAACCCCAAAUGCCUGACUCCUGAUAGAACUAUAUAUAUAUAUUUUUUCUCAUUUACUUGCCUAGUUACAACUAGCUGCAAUACAGACAAUAGAAAAGUAGAGCCUUACACGUGCACACUCUCAUUCUGAGUGCUAUCCCAAGGAACGACGGAAUAUCACAGCAUUUCAAAUAAGGUGCACAUGGAUAUUCAGUUAUGAUAGCAUGUUUCUAUGAAGCAACUUGGCAUUUGCAAUGGCAUGUGAAAAAGGGGUCAUCCAUCAACCAAGUUGUUUUGAUACUCGGUACAUAUGAGUAGAGAACAGCAAGACACUUCUGGGGAAUAGAGUUAUAGUAAACAUGGACAAAAUCACCAAAAAAAAAAAAAAGAAUAAAAAGUGAAAAGAAAAAAGUAGGACAGAAAAAAUAGAGUAAAAAGACAGGGCCCAACCCUACCAGUUCUUAUCACCUGCAAUUCCCAGUGAAAUUAUGGGAAACCCAGGAUCCAAAUUAUUUGCAUUGGGUAGCAAUGCCUUGAUAUGUUCUUUUAAAGAAAAUAGAUAAAGUAGAUUGUUUUAAAAAAAUAGAGGACAAAACCCUAUGGAAAAUAGGUUCUUUCUUGGCAAUUAUUUCUUAAAAAAGAAAAGGAAUAAGUGUUCUUAUCUGAAAAUAAAAAUAAAAUGUUCAAAGGGUAUCAACACUGCAAUUGUAUUAAUGCCACUUUGGACAUGUUCUCCAAGUUGUGGUUGCCUUAAUAAACUAAAAAGAAAUUUUUUUUGUACAUAAUGUAAUUAUAAAGCUCUCAGUCUGCAUGGAUGCAAACUGUGUGUGACAAAUCGUCUCUUUAAAUGGUCAGUUCAAAUUGUACAUUUCUCAUUCGAGUUGUACGUUAACCAUUGAUCUAACUUGGGUAAAAUACCUGAGCUCCAUUUCCACAGCCCAAUCAAAAUGUUUAAC
Molecule: messenger RNA, 5761 nt
Organism: Cygnus olor (mute swan)
Lineage: Eukaryota; Metazoa; Chordata; Aves; Anseriformes; Anatidae
Product: SET-binding protein-like
Exons: 4
Coding region: 1-4218 (1405 amino acids)
Molecular function (GO): DNA binding
Source: RefSeq, a predicted model, not a curated record